This is a messenger RNA of Manis javanica (Malayan pangolin), 1009 nucleotides long. Lineage: Eukaryota; Metazoa; Chordata; Mammalia; Pholidota; Manidae. The record is from RefSeq and is a predicted model, not a curated record.
GCGACGUUGAUGCGAUUGGCCGGUUCGCGGACAGCGGUGCGAUGCGAUUGGCAGUGGCCUUCAAGGCCCGUGCCCUGGUUGGCCUCAGACAUCGCGGAAGCGAGGAGUUAAAGAAUCUAUGCCUGUUCGGGGAGCUGUCCUGGCCCCUCGGGAGCGCCCGGAAUCGCGCUACUGGGGGCUUCCUUUUUAUACACACCACUAGUUUUCUCUCUGUGCUAUGGGAGAUGUCAGAGAAUCAAAUACGCAAAUAACACCGGAAACUCCAGGAAGAGUCCCUGUUUUGAAUCCUUUCGAAAGUCCUGGUGAUUAUUCUAAUCUCCAUGAACAAACUCUCUCCAGUCCUUCUGUUUUUAAAUCAACAAAAUUACCAACUCCAGGGAAAUUUAGAUGGUCUAUUGAUCAACUAGCUGUAAUAAAUCCUGUAGAAAUAGACCCAGAAGACAUUCAUCGUCAAGCUUUAUACUUAAGUCAUUCUCGAAUAGAUAAAGAUGUGGAAGACAAAAGACAAAAAGCCAUUGAAGAGUUUUUUACUAAAGAUGUAAUCGUACCUUCUCCUUGGACUGACCAUGAAGGGAAACAGCUUGCAGAGUAUCAUUCCAGUAAAUGCAUUAACAUAAAUAAUGAAUCUCCAGUUGGAAGGAAGCUGACCAUCCAUUCUGAGAAAAGCAAUGCUGCUUGUCAGACAUUGCUGUCUCUUCCUGUGGAUUUUAAUUUAGAAAAUGUAUUAGGUGACUAUUUUAGAGCUGAUGAAUUUGCAGAUCAAUCUCCAGGAAACCUCAGUUCUUCAUCCCUCAGAAGAAAGCUAUUUUUAGAUGGCAAUGGAAGUAUCUCUGACUCCUUACCUCCAGCUUCUCCGAGAAGCCCUCAGAGUGGUACUCGAGCAUCACUUGAGGUUUUUUAUUCAAUAGAUUUAUCCCCUGUACGGUGUAGGAGCCCUGUGCAGACUCCAAGUUCGUGUGGUAUAUGGGAUAACUACAUUUCUCAUGCGUCUCAAGGAAUUUCAAUGUAA